Messenger RNA from Drosophila simulans, 629 nucleotides. RefSeq lists its product as uncharacterized. Lineage: Eukaryota; Metazoa; Arthropoda; Insecta; Diptera; Drosophilidae. The transcript has a single exon. The record is from RefSeq and is a predicted model, not a curated record. Bases 94 to 462 code for a protein of 122 amino acids.
CAAAAUAAUUUUUUUUUUGUUUUUCCUUUCAUACUUGAGCAACUAUAAAAAUUCACUCCCUUUAAGACAAAAUUCAUAUUCGGUUAAAUUGAAAUGCUAAUGGAGGAGAGCACGAUCCCAAACAUUCCCAACGAGGUCAUCAACUACGUUGAGGAGCAGCACGCCCGGCACCGCGAGUUGACCAAGCAGAAGAAGAGCCUGAAGAAGUGCAUCAAAAAGGUGCAGGGCAUGCUGAAAAUGAUCGAAGGUCGCAAUGAUGGACUACCGUGCACAAUUGCCGCCGGCAACCUCUAUCAGCAGUGCACCGUAGAAGAAUUGAGGCUAAAUCUAACCGCCAAGCUAAUGAUCUACGUGGGUAAGUUCGUCAAGGUCCACCGGAAGCUACUGGGCAUACAUUGGGAUCUCAGCCAGGAUUACGAGACGAUCUGCCAGAACGCAAACAGCAUAGAUCUAGUCAACUGAAUGAUAUGCUAUAAACAUCUUGUUAUACUCACAGAUUGCAUUUCGGAAAUAGCUGCAAGCAAAAGGCAUACAGUGGAUACGGAUACGGAUACCUACCAUUUAAUUUGUAGAUACAAAUAUGUUAAAUCACAAUUAUUUAAUAAUCAACAUUUUACACUCCUCCAAAA